Messenger RNA from Emys orbicularis (European pond turtle), 2454 nucleotides. It is a transcript of the gene DACT2, whose product is annotated as dishevelled binding antagonist of beta catenin 2. NCBI's taxonomy places the organism in Eukaryota, Metazoa, Chordata, Testudines, Emydidae. Gene Ontology annotation, cellular component: cytoplasm. The transcript is spliced from 4 exons. Gene Ontology annotation, biological process: negative regulation of nodal signaling pathway. The record is from RefSeq and is a predicted model, not a curated record. The coding region runs from base 1 to 2454 and encodes 817 amino acids.
AUGCUGGGGGAGAGCCAGCAGCACCGGCCGGGCGGCUGGGAUCGCUGCAGGGUCGGGGAGAGGCUGCACGCGGCCUUGGCCGGCCUCCAGGAGCUCCAGGUGCUGCGGGAGAAGCAGCGGGCGCUGGUGAGCGGAGCCCUGGCCAUGCAGCAGCAGCCGGCAGCCCGAGGGGACCAGGCGCGUAGCAAGGAGCACAGGCUGGAGGCCACGCUGACUGCCUUGAAGGAACAACUGUCACGUUUAAGGAGACAGGAUGUUGGCUUGAAAAGUCACCUGGAUCAGCUGGACCAGCAAAUAAGUGAACUGAAGCUGGAUGUCAGGAAGUCCUCUAGCGAAUACCUCGACAGUGACAGCAGACCCAGCUCAGGCUUUUACGACCUGAGCGAUGGUGGUUCCUGCUCACUAUCCAACUCUUGCACAUCUGUGUACAGUGAGUCCAUAUCCUCCUCCCACACCAGUCUGUUGCCGAGCUGUCAGCAGCCCAAAACACGGCUCAGUGUCUUUGAUUAUCGGCCCAAGUCUGCAGAUGAAACCACUGUGCACACCACUAAGUUCCAGCACCAGGGAGUCUAUGUCAGUGAUGGAUGUCGAAUCAAGGCUAGCACGGACAUUUCUGGAACUCCUGCCAGGUCCAGACCAAGGCCAGUUUCCACAGGUGACCUGGAAAGAUGUCUACCAGAAGACACUGGAUUUCAGAAAAUGACAGACCCCAAAUCCGUGCCCCCCCUUUGUCAUGGAGUGGAAUUCCAGUUCCAGAGUGUGGACCCAAAAUACCAAAAUGACUUGGUCUCCAAGAGCGGCAAUGAUGUGUAUCCUUACCCAAGCCCUCUUCAUGCUGUGGCUUUACAAAGCCCACUUUUUUCUCUGGUGGGGGUACCAUUGGAAACAGACAACCACUCUUCCCCCAGUAAACCCAUGCCUAGUGUCACAGGUCCUAGCUUGAUUAGGACUAGGCCAGUCAUUGAGGCCAGGCCAGGGGGUUAUAUCAACAAACUGCUGCAGCUGACAAGAUGCAGAGGGAACAAUCAUGCAGAUGCCAGUGAGAGGGUUUCAACAAAGAGCCAGCCAUCCACAGUGCCCCAGAGACUCAUUAUAACCCCCAGCACUGGUGGAGUGAAAAUUAGCAGCAGCAGCAGCAGCCAGCUGGAAAAACAAGGGAGCUCUCUGGAAGGUAACAAAGCUGAAGGGAAACUGCAGAGGGAGGUGCCUGAAGGGGAAUGUGCCAAGCAGCAGGGGACUGUUCACUGUGUGAAUGUAGAGCAGCCAUCCACCCUGCCUGACCCAGAGUCAUCAGCUGUAAAUAGUUGUUACCCUGCCAAGUCAACAGCCAGAGGCUCUCCUCUGGCAGAAGCAGUGGGGAGAGGCCUGGAGCACAGUUCCUCCUGCUCACAGAUAUGCUACGAGGUCUCUAGUCCAGGUAUCUUGAACACUAAAGCUAUCCUUCCCAGAAAGCCUAACAGAAGGUGCAGCACCCUCAAGCUGGCUAAUGCGGGGGGUGAUGAGCCAGUGACUCAGAGUGAAUUUGUUCACGCCCAGUUUGUCCCUGCAGAAUCCCAUCAAGUCAGAGUGAGGUUUGCCAGCUCCAAAAUGAAGUCUGUGAAGGUUAAGAGAAGGAACAGUGAGAAGGUGCUAAGGCCUGGGAAGCAGACCCUUUGUGCAGAAAAGUCAAGGGGACCCCAUGGAGCUGCCAGGCUGCCUGUUGAGUGGAAUUUGCCUCAAAAACAGCACGGAGGAAAGAGCCUUGUCAGGAGAUCUACAUACGCUGGAGAGGUUACUGGCAGGUCUUGUUCAGAGUCCAGCCUAUUCCCCGUGCAAUUCCGAAUCCCCCCAGCACCAUCCAGGCCUGAACUUUACCGGGCAUCUGCUAAUGCACUGUAUUCUCUUGAAACGGCUUACAUAGACACAGCCACCAAGAAAAAACAGCGUAAAUGGCAGUCCACUGUGGAGAUCUCAGCAAAGGCUCACCUUGCCAGCCUCUCUAGUGGCUUUGGCCUAGGGCCACCAAGACAGCCAGUAAGGAGAGAUGGGGUCCUGCGUACUGUAAGCAUGAGGGCACGUUCGAAGCAUCACCGCCAUGGAACAUAUGCCAAAAGCGAGUCAGACCAUUCUGAAUACUCCGCUGAAUGUGCUUCCCUUUUCCACUCCACCAUUGCAGAGACCAGCGAAGGCGAGGUCAGUGAUUACACAACCAACUGCUUUGGGGACAGCGAGUCCAGUGAAAGUGAUUCAGAGGGCAGCAGCAAUAGCAGCAGCCUCACUCUUGACUAUGAUGAUGCCGAUGAAAGCGAGUUGGUCUGGCCCGAAGCUUCUGUCAGGCAGCCAGCAGCUGUCCAGGCCUCUUCCAAGCCUCUUCCCCCCAUGCCCAAAAUCUGUCGCAUCAAAGCUUCAAAGGCACUGAAGAAGAAGAUUAGGAGAUUCCAACCUGCUAGUCUAAAGGUUAUGACCAUGGUUUAA